Nematolebias whitei (Rio pearlfish) is the source of this 4118-nucleotide messenger RNA. RefSeq names its product phosphoinositide-3-kinase, regulatory subunit 4 (gene pik3r4). The coding region runs from base 111 to 4118 and encodes 1335 amino acids. Gene Ontology annotation, cellular component: phosphatidylinositol 3-kinase complex, class III, type I; phosphatidylinositol 3-kinase complex, class III, type II; nucleus-vacuole junction. The transcript has 21 exons. The record is from RefSeq and is a predicted model, not a curated record. NCBI's taxonomy places the organism in Eukaryota, Metazoa, Chordata, Actinopteri, Cyprinodontiformes, Rivulidae. Gene Ontology annotation, biological process: protein phosphorylation; late endosome to vacuole transport; autophagy of peroxisome. Gene Ontology annotation, molecular function: protein serine/threonine kinase activity; ATP binding; protein binding.
GAGGAACGUUGGACGGACCCAGUGGUUAAAGUUCGACGGUGUUGAGCUAACACUGUUAGCUGCCGCUCGACGGAACCGCAGCUGUUAGCGGCUAGACGUUCUGAGGCGUGAUGGGGAACCAGCUGGCGGGCAUCGCCCCCUCUCAGAUCCUCUCUGUGGACAGCUACUUCUCGGACAUCCACGACCACGAGUAUGAUAAAAGUCUGGGCAGCACUCGCUUCUUCAAGGUGGCCCGGGCCAAACACCGGGAGGGCCUGGUGGUGGUGAAGGUCUUCGCCAUCCAGGACCCGUCGCUGCCGCUGACCGCCUACAAGCAGGAGCUGGAGGAGCUGAAGAUCCGGCUGCACUCCUGCCAGAACUGCCUGCCCUUCCAGAAAACCUCCUUGACGGAGAAAGCUGCCAUCCUCUUCCGGCAGUACGUCCGGGACAACCUGUACGACCGCAUCAGCACGCGCCCCUUCCUCAACAACGUGGAGAAGCGCUGGAUUGCCUUCCAGAUCCUCAAUGCCGUGGACCAGGCUCACAAGGCCGGCGUCCGCCACGGAGACAUCAAGACGGAGAAUGUGAUGGUGACCAGCUGGAACUGGGUCCUGCUCACCGACUUCGCUAGCUUCAAGCCCACCUACCUGCCCGAGGACAAUCCCGCAGACUUCAACUACUUUUUUGACACGUCGCGGCGCCGCACGUGCUACAUCGCCCCCGAGAGGUUCGUGGACGGAAGCAUGUUCACCACGGAGAGCGACCAGAACACGCCGCUGGUGGACCUGACCAAUAACAACCAGAGGAGCAGAGGAGAGCUCCGGCAGGCCAUGGACAUCUUCUCUGCAGGCUGUGUGAUCGCAGAGUUGUUCACGGAGGGCGUUCCUCUCUUCGAUCUGUCCCAGCUGCUGGCGUAUCGUAAAGGUCACUUCCAGGCGGAGCAGGUCCUGCUGAAGAUCGAGGACCGCAGCAUCAGAGAGCUGGUGGCUCAGAUGGUUCAGCGGGAGCCUGAGAAGCGUCUGACUGCAGAGGAGUAUCUUAAGCAGCAGAGAGGGAAAGCCUUCCCCAGCAUCUUCUACACCUUCCUGCAGCCGUACAUGGCUCAGUUCGCCAAGGAGACCUUCCAGUCUGCGGACGAGCGGGUGCUGGUCAUCCGCAAAGACCUCGACAACAUUCUGCACAACCUGCGGGGAGGCUCCGCCUCUUCAUCUCAGGAGGAGGACGAUGACGUGCUGAGCUCCAGGGAGGAGCAGGGCCUGGUGGUGCUGGUGUCUGUCAUCACUUCCUGUCUGCAGACGCUGCACUCCUGUGACUCCAAGCUGGCAGCGUUGGAGCUCGUCCUCCACCUGGCUCCGCGACUCGGCGUGGACAUCCUGCUGGACCGCAUCACGCCGUACCUGCUGCACUUCUGCAACGACCCCGUGCCCCGCGUGCGUGCGCAGGCCGUCCGCACUCUGACCAAGGUGCUGGCGCUGGUGAAGGAGGUGCCAAGGAACGACGUGAACAUCUACCCAGAGUACAUCUUGCCGGGCAUCGCCCACCUGGCUCAGGACGACGCCACCAUCGUCAGGCUGGCGUACGCAGAGAACAUCGCCCACCUGGCAGAGAGCGCGCUGCGCUUCCUGGAGCUGGUCCAGGAGAACAACGUGAACACGGAGCAGGACCUGAGCGGAGAAGAUGCCGAGGAAACCAACCACCCCAACGAGAACUACGACUCCGAGCUGCAGGCGCUGCACGAGAUGGUGCAGCAGAAGGUGGUGACGCUGCUGAGCGACUCUGAGAACAUCGUCAAACAGUCCCUGAUGGAGAACGGCAUCACGCGUCUCUGCGUGUUCUUCGGCCGGCAGAAGGCCAACGACGUGCUGCUCUCCCACAUGAUCACCUUCCUGAACGAUAAGAACGACUGGCACCUGCGGGGCGCCUUCUUCGACAGCAUCGUGGGCGUGGCUGCGUACGUGGGCUGGCAGAGCUCCUCCAUCUUGAAGCCCCUCCUGCAGCAGGGGCUGAGCGACACCGAGGAGUUCGUCAUCUACAAAGCUCUGAACGCUCUCACCUGCAUGUGCCAGCUGGGGCUGCUGCAGAAGCCUCACAUCUACGAGUUCGUCGGAGACAUCGCUCCGUUCCUGUGCCACCCCAACCUGUGGAUCCGUUACGGGGCCGUGGGCUUCAUCACGGUGGUCGCACAGAACCUGAACGUGGCCGACAUCUACUGCAAGCUGAUGCCCCACCUGAACCCGUUUGUCACGCAGCCCAUCAUCCAGAUCGAUAAGGAGCUGGUCCUGCUGAGCGUCCUGAAGGAGCCGGUGAGCCGCUCCAUCUUUGACUACGCGCUGCGCUCCAAAGACAUCGGCAGCCUCUUCAGACACCUGCUGCUGCGGCAGAAGAAGAGGGCCGGCUCCAUCCCCGAGUGUCCGACUCCCGACGACCCGGCCGUUGCUCAGCUCCUGAAGAAACUGCUGUCUCAGGGCAUGACGGAGGCAGAGGAGGACAAGCUGCUGGCGCUCAGAGACUUCAUGCUGAAGUCCAACAAGGCCAAAGCCAACAUGGGGGACCAGGGUCACCUGGGAGACGGGGCACAGACCGGGGUCAUCGACUUGGCCACGCUCGGCAUCACCGGACGACAGGUGGACCUCGUCAAGCCCAAAGCUGAGGCCGACGACAAGAGAGCAAGGAAGCACACCAAGCAGGACUCCAUGAUGAACGAGGAGUGGAAGAGCAUGUUUGGAUCUCAGGAACCAUCGUCCUCCCAGCCUACAACGGCUCCGGACGGCCCUGUUGGUCAGACUAAGAAAGCGUCUGUAGCUCCGGUAGCGCCUGCAGCACAGUCAGUGGUGAGUGGCCCCGCCUACCAGCGACGCAUCAAUACAUGUAAGGCCGAGCUUCAGCAGCUGGUGCAGCAGAAGAGAGAACAGUGCAGCGCUGAGCGAAUAGCCAAACAGAUGAUGGAGAGCGCAGAGUGGGAGAGCCGCCCCCCCCCACCAGGGUGGCACCCCAAGGGUCUGCUGGUCGCCCACCUGCACGAACACAAAGCUGCGGUGAACCGAAUCCGAGUCUCAGACGAGCACUCCAUCUUCGCCACUGCGUCCAACGACGGCUCGGUAAAGGUGUGGAACAGUCAGAAGAUGGAGGGGAAGACCACGACCACGAGGUCCGUGGUGACGUACUCCCGGGUCGGCGGUCACGUUAAGACGCUAACGUUCUGCCAAGGCUCUCAUUAUUUAGCCGUGGCUUCAGAUAACGGAUCCGUCCAGCUGCUCGCAGUCGAAGCAAACAAACCUCCCAAAUCCCCCAAAGUUCAGCCGUUCCAGUCCAGGUCCCUGGACCUCCAGGAGGAUGGCUGCGUGGUGGACAUCCACCACUUUAACUCGGGGGCCCAGUCGGUUCUGGCGUACGCCACGGUUAACGGGUCGUUGGUGGGGUGGGACCUUCGGUCCAACUCCAACGCCUGGACGCUGCGCCACGACCUGCGGCUCGGACUCAUCACGUCCUUCAGCGUGGACAUGCACCAGUGCUGGCUCUGCUUAGGUACGAGCAGCGGCACCAUGGCAUGCUGGGACAUGCGCUUCCAGCUGCCCAUCUCCAACCACACCCACCCGACCCGGGCCCGGGUCCGGCGCCUGCUGAUGCACCCUCUGUACCAGUCGUCCGUGAUCGCAGCUGUCCAGGGGAACAAUGAGGUGUCCAUCUGGGACAUGGAGACCGGGGACAGGAAGUUCACCCUGUGGGCCAGCUCGGCGCCGCCGCUGUCUGAGAUGCAGCCAUCUCCUCACAGCGUCCACGGGAUCUACUGCAGUCCUGCUGACGGGAACCCUCUGCUGCUGACGGCCGGGUCCGACAUGAGGAUCAGGUUCUGGGACCUGGCGUAUCCGGAGCGCUCCUACAUCGUGGUGGGAGGAGCCCACGACUCGCUGCACUGUCCGUCCGUCCUCUACAACCGCAAGAUCAUCGAAGGGACCGAGGUGGUCCAGGAGAUCCACAGCAAACAGAAGAGCGGCGCUCCGGAGGACUCCCCUCGCCGCGGCCUGGAGGCGCUCCCCGUCGGCCAUCAUGACAUCAUCACAGACAUCGCCACCUACCAGACGACGCAGGGCUUCAUCGUCACGUCCUCCAGAGACGGCAUCGUCAAGGUGUGGAAGUGA